GCAGUUCCGUGGUGGGGAUGGUGAGGAGCGCCGGCUUCGCCAGCAGCGCUGGCCACUGCGGACUUCCGAGGCACUCCGGGCCGUGAAAACCCCUGCCGCCGCGGCCAAUCUCAGGCCUCCGAGGCCGGCCGCAGUUCUCCAAGCUGGGCUGGAAGGAGUGUCUAGCGCGGUAGCGCCGGUUCUCCUAACCCCGAGAGACAGCCCGGAGAUCUCGAGCUUCCCCGGCGACCCCUAGUCCCGGCUUCCUGUGCGCGCCCGACUCAGACCCCCUCGGGUGUCCCGGGCGCGGACAAGCCGCGGCCGGGUCCUGGCGCACACCAUGAUCGUAGCGGACUCCGAGUGCCAUGCCGAGAUCAAGGGCUACCUGCCGUUCACCAGGGGCAGUGUGGCCGGCCCCGAGACCCGAGAGGAGCAUCGGGAAGGCCAGGCUCGGCGAGGCCCCCGAGGGCCCAGCGCCUUCAUCCCAGUGGAGGAGAUCCUUCGGGAAGGAGCGGAGAGCCUGGAGCAGCACCUGGGGCUCGAGGCUCUGAUGUCCUCAGGGCGGGUGGACAACCUGGCGGUGGUGAUGGGUCUACACCCUGACUACCUCAGCAGCUUCUGGCGCCUGCACUACCUGCUGCUGCAUACGGAUGGGCCCCUGGCCAGCUCCUGGCGCCACUACAUUGCCAUCAUGGCUGCUGCCCGCCACCAGUGUUCUUACCUGGUGGGUUCCCACGUGACUGAGUUCCUGCAGACGGGCGGUGACCCCGAGUGGCUGCUGGGUCUCCACCGGGCCCCGGAAAAGCUGCGCAAGCUCAGUGAGAUCAACAAAUUACUGGCGCAUCGGCCGUGGCUCAUCACCAAGGAGCAUAUCCAGGCCUUGCUGAAGACUGGUGAGCACAGCUGGUCCCUGGCCGAGCUUAUCCAUGCGCUGGUCCUGCUCACCCACUGCCACUCCCUGGCCUCCUUUGUGUUUGGCUGUGGAAUACUUCCUGAGGGAGAUGCAGAGGGCAGCCCUGCCUCCCAGGCACCUUCACCUCCCAGUGGGCAAGGCAGCCCCCCAAGCGGGGACCCACUGAACAACUCAGGGGGCUUUGAAGCCGCCCGUGACAUCGAAGCUCUGAUGGAACGCAUGAGGCAGCUUCAGGAGAGCCUGCUGCGGGAUGAGGGUGCUUCCCAGGAGGAAAUGGAGAACCGCUUUGAGCUUGAGAAGUCAGAAAGCCUGCUGGUGACCCCCUCAGCGGAUAUCCUGGAGCCUUCUCCACACCCAGACAUCCUGUGCUUUGUGGACGACCCCACAUUUGGAUAUGAGGACUUCACUCGUCGAGGGACUCAGGCGCCCCCAACCUUCCGUGCCCAGGACUAUACCUGGGAAGAUCACGGCUACUCACUGAUCCAGAGGCUCUACCCUGAGGGAGGGCAGCUGCUGGAUGAGAAGUUCCAGGUUGCCUACAGCCUCACCUACAACACCAUUGCCAUGCACAGCGGCGUGGACACCUCCAUGCUCCGCAGGGCCAUCUGGAACUACAUCCACUGCGUCUUCGGCAUCAGAUAUGAUGACUAUGAUUAUGGGGAGGUAAACCAGCUCCUGGAACGGAACCUCAAGAUCUAUAUCAAGACCGUGGCCUGCUACCCUGAGAAGACAACACGCAGAAUGUACAACCUCUUUUGGAGGCACUUCCGCCACUCAGAGAAGGUUCAUGUGAACUUGCUGCUCCUCGAAGCCCGCAUGCAAGCAGCCCUGCUCUACGCCCUCCGUGCCAUCACCCGCUACAUGACCUGACUACCCCACACGCAGGACCAGCACCCGGAGCAGCUGCCCCUGGGCCACUGUCUUCUGUGCAAGGACUUCUGUGUCUGGAGACAGAUCCAGGACCCUUUCUGUCUCGUGUCUGUCCACCGAAUGCUGGGAACGGGCAUGCGUGUGGCCGUGUGCAGCACCCAAGGCAAGCCACACCUUCCUUUUCCUCACUGGAAUGAACAGGAUCGUCGCACUGGCUUUGGGGUCUCAGCUCUGUCCCUGGAGCUGGAAGAUUAGGAAAGGCCAAGGACCACACCCCCUCUUCUUUCCCUGCUCCUGAUGAAGGCUACAGAGCUAAAGUGGGGCUCCCGGGCUGGCAGGCUGGGCCCCAGGCACCACAAGUGCUGCCUCCCUGGACCGGGAGGCCCCUGGCUGCCUGUGUGGGAGAGGGAGGAGCAAGGACCUCCGAGGACCAGCACUCCAGGAAGCUCUCCUUCCCUCCUUCCUCAUUCUCCAGUUUCAUCACACACACCCCCCCCCCCAUCAAUGUGAAAGUUGGACUCACAGCCGGUCUGUGUGCCCAGUUCCCUCAAAGCCUGUUCUGUUGGGCAGCCUGUUCUUUGGCUACCUGAAUAUGGGUUCAGUCCUUUUGUCUCCUUUGCCCUCUGACCUUUUUCUCCCAUGCCUGGUGGUGUGGGGCCUGGGAGAGGGGCCAAACAUAUCCAAAGAACACACUGUCUCUGGAGAGUUGGAGCCCAUGGUGGUCUCUCUGCUGUCUGAAGAGUAAGGUGUGGUUGCUGGUGAGCUCUGUAUUUGGAUCUUGAGGGUGAGGUCUGGUCUCUUGAGGACCUCACUGUAGAGCCAGAGUCAAAACCCAGGAGGGAGCUAAUACUGUUCUUCUAGAUUGUAUUGCCACGCAGAGACUGGCAUCCCAUUCUCCUCCUCCAUUAGGUUCUGCCAAGAGUGCUUGCCAAAAAAAAAAGAGCCUUUCUUAGGUGGCCGCGGGGCCCACCCAGUAAGAUGCACACACCGAGGUUCUCUUUCCCUCGGCCACGUGGCUCCCCUUCCCGGACCUCACACUGGAGACUGAGGGAUUGGCUUACAUCUAUCAAGGUUUGACGCCUUCCUCUGGGCUCUCUGGCCAAACCAUCAACAGUGGACUGAUUUUCUCGCAAGACCUUGAAGGCCUCUGGGGACCCUUCUUCUACCGUCAGCCUUUCCUGGCUGCCUUCCAAGGGACACCACCCCCAUGCCAGUGUCCCAUCUGUCCCUUCUCCUGGAUUUCAAUGGAUUACUUGGCAGAAGCAGCCACCACUGAUAAGCACUUUGCAUAGCAAACAACUGUGAAUUCUGACAUCCCUUUCCCUUCCACCAGCAGCAGUAGGUGCCUCCUCUCAGACCAGUCCAGAGGUGCCUGAGAAGACCAAGGACACCAUUGUCAACUCAUCGCCAUUGGGCCAGGCAGGACAGGAGCCUGGCCAGCGUGCCACAUUUCACGCCCGUGCAGGCACGGGAAGCAACUAGUACCCCCCACCCCCAGAUUUGAAAGCUCUCCCCACAGUGAAGGUGGGCAAGAGAGGAGGGGGCCCCAGCAUGGGGAGACGUUCUAGAGGGGACAGGAUGACACUGGCAGUGUCCCCUGGGUGGGCGGGAAAGGGCAUCCAGUGUUAAAAGUACAGAAAUCUUGGACCUUGUGAGCAGUAAUAGAAAUAAAAGUUUGCUGAGGUUUGUUUUGUA
This is a messenger RNA of Apodemus sylvaticus (European woodmouse), 3457 nucleotides long. It is a transcript of the gene Sesn2, whose product is annotated as sestrin 2. The record is from RefSeq and is a predicted model, not a curated record. The transcript has 10 exons. NCBI's taxonomy places the organism in Eukaryota, Metazoa, Chordata, Mammalia, Rodentia, Muridae. Gene Ontology annotation, biological process: regulation of response to reactive oxygen species; cellular response to L-leucine; negative regulation of TORC1 signaling. Gene Ontology annotation, molecular function: oxidoreductase activity, acting on peroxide as acceptor; L-leucine binding. Gene Ontology annotation, cellular component: nucleus. The coding region runs from base 320 to 1762 and encodes 480 amino acids.